CAACAAUUGUAAUUUCUCACUCUGCCUUCCGGUUAUUUGUGGAGUUGCUGCAACUGUUGGUGAAGAGAGUGAAGACAACAGACUGGUUCACUCCCAGUUUAAUUAAUUCUUUUUUUUCGUCAUGGAUCGUGGAAAUAUGUUUCUUUCGAAAUCAAGAUGUGCUUUUUCCUGGAUCUAAUGCUGUUACACCACACUCCUCUCCACUGAGCAUCUCUACCGCCACCAACCAACCAUGAAGCUGGCUUUGCACAGGAUAGCAGGCACUACGAUGAGUACAUUAACAACAGGUGUCCAGUAUCUUGGCUCCAACGACGCCAGCUAUGACGACACCUCCAUUGACUCCAGUCUAAUCAAGAACCGAUUCCACUUUGAGAAGCCUCACUCUGUCUCGAUUAGUAACUCCUUCCCCGGACUCAUCCCUGUAAAUAAGGAGGUCAUUUACAGCGGCCUCCCUCCCAUUUUCCCCACCAAUGUAUCAGACUUUCUGUUAAAUAAUGGCACCACUGUGGAAAGUGGAGGGGCGACACAAUGUGGGAAGGACUUUGUGGACAACAUGGAGUGUUUCAUGAUUCUGACUCCCAGUCAGCAGCUUGCAGUCGCCAUCUUGGCGCUCACCCUGGGAACAUUUACGGUGCUGGAGAACCUCAUGGUGCUGUGUGUGAUCCUGCACUCCCAGACGCUUCGAUCUCGGCCUUCCUACCACUUCAUAGGCAGCCUGGCUGUGGCUGAUCUGAUAGGCAGCAUCAUUUUUGUCUACAGCUUCCUGGAUUUCCAUGUCCUCCACAGGAAGGACAGCCCCAAUAUUUUCCUCUUCAAGCUGGCCGGGGUCAUUGCCUCCUUCACCGCCUCUGUAGGCAGUCUGUUUCUCACUGCGAUUGACCGCUACAUCUCCAUCCACAGGCCAAUGGCGUACAAACGCAUCGUCACAAAGACAAAAGCAGUCAUUGCCUUCAGUGUGAUGUGGGCCAUCUCUAUUGUCUUCUCUCUGCUGCCGCUGCUGGGGUGGAACUGCAAGCGUCUCAACUCUGUCUGCUCUGACAUUUUUCCUCUAAUCGACCAGAAGUACCUGAUGUUCUGGAUCGGGAUGACAAGUAUCUUGGUCCUUUUCAUCAUCUACGCCUACAUUUUCAUCCUCUGGAAAUCCCACCACCAUGCUGUCCGUAUGCUGAGCCGCAGCUCCCAAAGAAGUGUGAUCGUUUACACUGCAGAAGGGACUAAAGUGCAGACGGUGAGGCCCGAGCAGGCCCGGAUGGACCUCCGUCUGGCUAAAACCCUGGUUCUGAUCCUGGUGGCCCUUAUCAUCUGCUGGGGCCCACUUCUAGCCAUCAUGGUUUAUGACCUCUUUGGGAAGGUGAAUGACUUCAUCAAGACCGUGUUUGCUUUUUGCAGCAUGCUCACCCUGCUCAACUCCACCGUGAACCCUGUGAUCUACGCCAUGAGGAGCAAGGACCUGCGCCGGGCCUUCCUCAACAUCUGCCAUGUGUGCCAGGGAGCGACGCAGCCUCUGGACAACAGCGCAGAGAGUGACUGGAACAGCAGGAGUGUGAGAGGCACAGCAGGCGGGGCGGGGAAAGAUAGAGCCGGCUGUGGAAAACCUCGAGUAAAAGUAGCCCAAGUUACCGUUUCUGGAAUAACUGAGACUUCUACUGCAGCGCCAGUCUAAAAGAGAAGCUGCCUUGCUCUGAAACAACUGUGAAGUGAUUGUAGAAUAGCCCCAAUCCCACUAGUGCACUGCUCUGUAACUGUGAAAUGUGCCAAAAAAUGACUUAGAUGCAGAAAUGAAUAACAAGUUUCUGUUGCUUUCAAGCUGAAAUCUGUAAUAUAUUAUAGCUGUGUGGUGGAGUGCAAUGAGAAUCUAAAAACGGUGCAUUAUCUCUUUACUCUGUUAUUGAAAAAUCGUUUGUUACAUUACACAAGUCUGAUGAUGUUGAUGCCAAUUGGAUAUUUUUUUUUCAUAUAACAAUAUGGUGGUAUUCAUGAGAACCAGUUUUUUUUUCUGCAUCAACCGUUACACUCACAACACUCUGCUCGGUCACCUUUGCUGUAGUUUGAAUAUGCAUUACGUUACAUAUUUCAGCUUUAAGGCAAACAAAUAUGGCAUCCAUUUUGUUCCUUCUUUUAUCAAAUUACAUCAUAGUGUUAAUGCAAAGUGAAAAUAUGUCUACCUUCAUGCAACAUGUAAGUUUUGAAUGACAGCACACUGCUUGAAAGUAAAAUUAGCAUCCCAUUAGUGAUAUAAAAUCAGCUAUUGAUGAAGACCAUAAUAUUGUGACAUUUCGCAUUUUGUUAUUUUACUUUACGUAUUGAAUAUUUUUUAACUGACUUUGCAAAGCAAAAUGGUAAGUCAUACUUUAAAAUAAGAACAGCUUUUUGAUAAAAGCAAAACUAUUCUGUCGUGAUUUGAGAAUGUAACAUACUUGCUUAUAACACAUGUGCUUGUGAAACAGUUACAGCAUCUUGCGAGGAGCUACACUUUGGUAUUUCUGUGAA
This is a messenger RNA of Cyclopterus lumpus (lumpfish), 2490 nucleotides long. RefSeq names its product cannabinoid receptor type 1B-like. Lineage: Eukaryota; Metazoa; Chordata; Actinopteri; Perciformes; Cyclopteridae. The transcript has 2 exons. The record is from RefSeq and is a predicted model, not a curated record. Gene Ontology annotation, molecular function: cannabinoid receptor activity. Gene Ontology annotation, cellular component: membrane. Gene Ontology annotation, biological process: G protein-coupled receptor signaling pathway. Bases 233 to 1663 code for a protein of 476 amino acids.